Lontra canadensis (Northern American river otter) is the source of this 415-nucleotide messenger RNA. Its product is annotated as sodium/potassium-transporting ATPase subunit gamma-like. Gene Ontology annotation, cellular component: membrane. The coding region runs from base 21 to 320 and encodes 99 amino acids. Gene Ontology annotation, molecular function: sodium channel regulator activity. Gene Ontology annotation, biological process: regulation of sodium ion transmembrane transporter activity; monoatomic ion transport. The transcript has 7 exons. NCBI's taxonomy places the organism in Eukaryota, Metazoa, Chordata, Mammalia, Carnivora, Mustelidae. The record is from RefSeq and is a predicted model, not a curated record.
UGGAGGGUGGAGGGGCCCCGAUGAGGUGUGGAGGGAGGGAGGGAGGGCCACACUUUCCAGCCAGGCCCUCGGCAACCAGCGCCUCGCUGCUCUCUGCCACCAAGGACACACCUGAGGCUCCUGCCAUGGACAGGUGGUACCUGGGUGGCAGCCCCAAGGGGGAAGUGGACCCAUUCUACUAUGACUAUGAGACUGUCCGCAAUGGGGGCCUCAUCUUUGCUGCCCUGGCCUUCGUCGUGGGGCUCAUUAUCAUCCUCAGCAAAAGAUUCCGCUGUGGGGGCAAAAAGAAGCACCGGCAAGUCAAUGGUGACGAUCUGUAAUGACGGAGUCAGCUGUGUUCCUGCUGCAGGGGGGACCUUGGGAAGCCUUCCCUGAGCUGUAGACCUUUGUCCCCAGCACUGCCAGGCCCUCAGGC